Acanthochromis polyacanthus (spiny chromis) is the source of this 3423-nucleotide messenger RNA. RefSeq lists its product as uncharacterized. The transcript has 4 exons. The coding region runs from base 1265 to 2191 and encodes 308 amino acids. The record is from RefSeq and is a predicted model, not a curated record. Lineage: Eukaryota; Metazoa; Chordata; Actinopteri; Pomacentridae.
UGUUCCCGCCGUGGACGUCUGAACGCUCAUCUAACGUUUGGUGUUUCUCAGUGGUUUGGUGGACGUUUGAAUGGUUUGGUGGACGUUUGAAUGGUUUGGUGGAUGUUUCUCAGUGGUUUGGUGGAUGUUUCUCAGUGGUUUGGUGGAUGUUUCUCAGUGGUUUGGUGGAUGUUUCUCAGUGGAUUGGUGGACGUUUCUCAGUGGUUUGGUGGAUGUUUCUCAGUGGUUUGGUGGAUGUUUCUCAGUGGAUUGGUGGACGUUUCUCAGUGGUUUGGUGGAUGUUUCUCAUUGGUUUGGUGGAUGUUUCUCAUUGGUUUGGUGGAUGUUUGAAUGGUUUGGUGGACGUUUCUCAUUGGUUUGGUGGACGUUUCUCAUUGGUUUGGUGGACGUUUCUCAGUGGUUUGGUGGACGUUUCUCAGUGGUUUGGUGGAUGUUUCUCAUUGGUUUGGUGGACGUUUCUCAGUGGUUUGGUGGACGUUUCUCAGUUUUUUGUUGGAUGUUUCUCAUUGGUUUGGUGGAUGUUUCUCAUUGGUUUGGUGGAGGUUUCUCAUUGGUUUGGUGGACGUUUCUCAUUGGUUUGGUGGACGUUUCUCAGUGGUUUGGUGGAGGUUUCUCAGUGGUUUGGUGGAGGUUUGAAUGGUUUGGUGGAUGUUUCUCAUUGGUUUGGUGGAUGUUUCUCAUUGGUUUGGUGGACGUUUCUCAUUGGUUUGGUGGACGUUUCUCAUUGGUUUGGUGGACGUUUCUCAUUGGUUUGGUGGACGUUUCUCAGUGGUUUGGUGGACGUUUCUCAGUGGUUUGGUGGAGGUUUCUCAGUGGUUUGGUGGAGGUUUGUCAGUGGUUUGGUGAAUGUUUCUCAUUGGUUUGGUGGAUGUUUCUCAGUGGUUUGGUGGAUGUUUCUCAUUGGUUUGGUGGACAUUUCUCAGUGGUUUGGUGGAUGUUUCUCAGUGGUUUGGUGGAUGUUUCUCAGUGGUUUGGUGGACGUUUCUCAGUGGUUUGGUGGAGGUUUCUCAGUGGUUUGGUGGAGGUUUGUCAGUGGUUUGGUGGACAUUUCUCAGUGGUUUGGUGGAUGUUUCUCAGUGGUUUGGUGGAUGUUUCUCAGUGGUUUGGUGGACGUUUCUCAGUGGUUUGGUGGAUGUUUCUCAGUGGUUUGGUGGAGGUUUCUCAGUAGUUUGGUGGAGGUUUCUCAUUGGUUUGGUGGACGUUUCUCAGUGGUUUGGUGGAUGUGUCUCAUUGGUUUGGUGGAUGUUUCUCAUUGGUUUGGUGGAUGUUUGAAUGGUUUGGUGGACGUUUCUCAUUGGUUUGGUGGACGUUUCUCAUUGGUUUGGUGGACGUUUCUCAGUGGUUUGGUGGACGUUUCUCAGUGGUUUGGUGGACGUUUCUCAGUGGUUUGGUGGACGUUUCUCAGUGGUUUGGUGGAGGUUUGAAUGGUUUGGUGGAUGUUUCUCAUUGGUUUGGUGGAGGUUUCUCAUUGGUUUGGUGGAUGUUUCUCAUUGGUUUGGUGGAUGUUUCUCAUUGGUUUGGUGGACGUUUCUCAGUGGUUUGGUGGACGUUUGUCAGUGGUUUGGUGGAGGUUUCUCAGUGGUUUGGUGGAGGUUUCUCAGUGGUUUGGUGGACGUUUCUCAGUGGUUUGGUGGAGGUUUCUCAUUGGUUUGGUGGACGUUUCUCAGUGGUUUGGUGGAUGUGUCUCAUUGGUUUGGUGGAUGUUUCUCAUUGGUUUGGUGGAUGUUUGAAUGGUUUGGUGGACGUUUCUCAUUGGUUUGGUGGACGUUUCUCAUUGGUUUGGUGGACGUUUCUCAGUGGUUUGGUGGACGUUUCUCAGUGGUUUGGUGGAUGUUUCUCAGUGGUUUGGUGGAUGUUUCUCAUUGGUUUGGUGGAUGUUUCUCAUUGGUUUGGUGGACGUUUCUCAGUGGUUUGGUGGACGUUUCUCAUUGGUUUGGUGGACGUUUCUCAGUGGUUUGGUGGAUGUUUCUCAUUGGUUUGGUGGACGUUUCUCAGUGGUUUGGUGGAUGUUUCUCAUUGGUUUGGUGGACGUUUCUCAGUUUUUUUGUUGGAUGUUUCUCAUUGGUUUGGUGGAUGUUUCUCAUUGGUUUGGUGGAGGUUUCUCAUUGGUUUGGUGGACGUUUCUCAUUGGUUUGGUGGACGUUUCUCAGUGGUUUGGUGGAGGUUUCUCAGUGGUUUGGUGGAGGUUUGAAUGGUUUGGUGGAUGUUUCUCAUUGGUUUGGUGGAGGUUUCUCAUUGGUUUGGUGGAUGUUUCUCAUUGGUUUGGUGGAUGUUUCUCAUUGGUUUGGUGGACGUUUCUCAGUGGUUUGGUGGACGUUUGUCAGUGGUUUGGUGGAGGUUUCUCAGUGGUUUGGUGGAGGUUUCUCAUUGGUUUGGUGGACGUUUCUCAUUGGUUUGGUGGACGUUUCUCAGUGGUUUGGUGGAUGUUUCUCAUUGGUUUGGUGGAUGUUUCUCAGUGGUUUGGUGGAUGUUUCUCAUUGGUUUGGUGGACAUUUCUCAGUGGUUUGGUGGAGGUUUCUCAGUAGUUUGGUGGAGGUUUCUCAUUGGUUUGGUGGACGUUUCUCAGUGGUUUGGUGGAUGUGUCUCAUUGGUUUGGUGGAUGUUUCUCAUUGGUUUGGUGGAUGUUUGAAUGGUUUGGUGGAUGUUUCUCAUUGGUUUGGUGGAUGUUUGUCAGUGGUUUGGUGGAUGUUUCUCAUUGGUUUGGUGGAGGUUUCUCAGUGGUUUGGUGGACGUUUCUCAGUGGUUUGGUGGAGGUUUCUCAUUGGUUUGGUGGAUGUUUGUCAGUGGUUUGGUGGAUGUUUCUCAUUGGUUUGGUGGACAUUUCUCAGUGGUUUGGUGGAGGUUUCUCAUUAGUUUGGUGGAGGUUUCUCAUUGGUUUGGUGGACGUUUCUCAGUGGUUUGGUGGAUGUGUCUCAUUGGUUUGGUGGAUGUUUCUCAUUGGUUUGGUGGAUGUUUGAAUGGUUUGGUGGAUGUUUCUCAUUGGUUUGGUGGAUGUUUGUCAGUGGUUUGGUGGAUGUUUGUCAGUGGUUUGGUGGACGUUUCUCAGUGGUUUGGUGGAGGUUUCUCAUUGGUUUGGUGGAUGUUUGUCAGUGGUUUGGUGGAUGUUUCUCAUUGGUUUGGUGGAGGUUUCUCAUUGGUUUGGUGGAUGUUUGUCAGUGGUUUGUUGGAUGUUUCUCAUUGGUUUGGUGGAGGUUUCUCAUUGGUUUGGUGGAUGUUUGUCAGUGGUUUGGUGGAGGUUUCUCAGUGGAUUGGUGGAUGUUUCUCAUUGGUUUGGUGGAGGUUUCUCAUUGGUUUGGUGGAAGUUUCUCAUUGGUUUGGUGGAUGUUUGAAUGGUUUGGUGGAUGUUUCUCAUUGGUUUGGUGGAUGUUUCUCAGUGGUUUGGUGGAUGUUUCUCAUUGGUUUGGUGGAUGUUUCUCAUUGGUU